AUGCACCACCAACCACCAAAUCGAGAAAGAGCUUUCAAUCUGUCAGUCCUAAUGGUGUCCGGACCGGGUGAGUUUUCCCGUGUUGAGUCAAAUUAAGCCGCAAGCUCCACGCCUUGUGGUGCCCUUCCGUCAAUUUCUUUAAGUUUCAGCUUUGCAACCAUACUACCCCCGGAACCGAAAGACUUUCGUUUCCGGAUAGCUCCUCGGCAAGGCAAAAACCCUCCGAAUCGCGAGAUGGCAUCGUUUACGGUCAGAACUAGGGCGGUAUCUAAUCGCCUUCGAACCUCUGACUUUCGUUCUUGAUUAAUGAAGACAUUCUUGGCAAAUGCUUUCGCUGUUGGGCGUCUCACUACGGUCCACGAAUUUCACCUCUCGCGUAAUGAUACGAAUGCCCCCGGUUUGUCCCUCUUAACCAUUAAAUCAGUUCUAGAACCAACAAAAAGAACCGAAGUCCUGUUUCAUUAUUCCAUGAUGAGCUAUUCAAGCAAGCGCUUGUAUUGAGCACUCUGAUUUGUUCAAGGUAAACCUGCUGGCAGCUGAUGGCGAACCACCCUCAAACCAGCUGAUAGAAGCUACGACCAAAGUUAACGCUAAAAGCGAACUACAGUACGUAACCUAGAUCCAACUACGAGCUUUUUAACCGCAGCAAUAACGAGAUACACUAGGAGAGCUGGAAUUACCGCGGCUGCUGGCACCAGACUUGCCCUCUCCUUGUUACUCGAAGAAUUGUUUAAAUUCAACUCAUUGAAAUAA
Caenorhabditis angaria is the source of this 753-nucleotide messenger RNA. The record is from the annotation of a GenBank genome assembly. Lineage: Eukaryota; Metazoa; Nematoda; Chromadorea; Rhabditida; Rhabditidae.